Moneuplotes crassus is the source of this 793-nucleotide messenger RNA. The record is from the annotation of a GenBank genome assembly. Lineage: Eukaryota; Ciliophora; Spirotrichea; Euplotida; Euplotidae.
GUUAAAAGUAGUAAAAGCAUCUCCUUCUCUACAAGAAUGGCUGGAAGCUAACCAGGAAGGCGACUCAGAGAUGAUCAUAAAAAGCUUGCCUUCAUACAAUGAACGAGGCAUUACGAAGAUGCUUCUCCAACUAGACACCUCUGAAGGAUUCUCUUUCUAUAAAAAGCUAAUCAAUGCAUUUAUCAGUCACAAAUGGAUUCUUCCAGAGUCGAUGAUUCUUCAGAUUGUAGGAAUAGAUGAAACCAAUCUUGAGAAGGUAUGAGCAUUGCUAUCAUGACAUUUGCCUGAAGUUCUGGAGAAGCUUGAUUUAACUUGUCGAGAAGACUCCCCUCAAUCCUUUCGAUGUAUUCUUAAGACGUUGGAUAGCCCUAAAUACCUUAGAAUCAAAUCUGUGAAAUUAGGAGGCUUCACGUUUAGCGCUAGGAGGUAUGAAGACUCAACUGAAGGAGAGAACCUUGCUAGAGAUACUAUCCAGUUCUUCGGAAGUAUUUCAGAGAGACUUGAGUUCUCUGACUGUGUUUUCCAAUGAGAAGAUUUCAAGCUGAGGGAAAAUAUUGAAUAUAUUGUCAUGGAGAUGGUCUUUACUAGGUGCAGCUUUAUGAAUAAGAGAAAGAAGACAAAGACUUCAAUAUUGACAAUAAUGAAAGCAUUUGAUAAUGGCAAACUUGGUAAAAGUCUGGAAUCGAUAAUAAUCACAGAUGAGACUCUUACUGUAGGAGAGAGUGAUAUAAAGAGAUGCAUUAGCUGGAGAUCAGAUGUUGUGGUUCAUAAAGAUUAUUAGUUGGCAACUUGA